UGGGCCCGGGAUGGAGAAGCAGUUGCAGAAGUUCUUCUCGUUGUUCUACAUCUCCAUAAACGCCGGCAGUCUUUUGUCCACUUUUAUAACGCCUAUCCUUCGAGAGGACGUCCAGUGUUUCGACCAAGCUUCGUGUUAUCCGUUGGCUUUCGGAGUGCCGGCUGUCCUCAUGUGUGUGGCGCUCGCGCUCUUCGUUUUGGGCCGAUUUCUCACCAAUUAUGUCAUGAUUCCCCCCAAGAAGGACAGUGUCGUCGUCCAAGUGGUCUCCUGUGUCUUCACAUCACUUUCGAGAAAAUGGUUCAAAAGAAUGCCUAAAAGAGAUCACUGGUUGGACUACGCGGACGACAAGUUUGAUGCGACAACCAUAGCCGACAUUAAGGCUGUGAUGAGAGUACUGUUUUUAUAUCUACCACUUCCUAUCUUCUGGGCCCUCUUUGACCAACAG
This is a messenger RNA of Oppiella nova, 445 nucleotides long. NCBI's taxonomy places the organism in Eukaryota, Metazoa, Arthropoda, Arachnida, Sarcoptiformes, Oppiidae. The record is from the annotation of a GenBank genome assembly.